Columba livia (rock pigeon) is the source of this 2659-nucleotide messenger RNA. It is a transcript of the gene CFAP36, whose product is annotated as cilia and flagella associated protein 36. The transcript has 12 exons. The record is from RefSeq and is a predicted model, not a curated record. Gene Ontology annotation, cellular component: ciliary base; axoneme. Bases 78 to 1196 code for a protein of 372 amino acids. Lineage: Eukaryota; Metazoa; Chordata; Aves; Columbiformes; Columbidae.
GCGUGCCCCGCCCCGUGACGCCGGUUGCCGUAGCGACGGGCGCGCCGUUCGCCGUUCCGCCCGCGGCGGCCCCGGCCAUGGCGGCGGAGGAGGAGGAGGGAGACGUGGAGUGGGUGGUGGACACGAUCGCCGGGUUCCUGCAGGGGCCCGCCUGGUCCAUCCCCAUCCUGGAGUUCAUGGAGCAGAAGUGCGAGGUGUUCGAUGAUGAAGAAGAAAGCAAAUUGUCUUAUACAGAGAUUUACCAGGAGUACCAAGCUCUGGUUGAGAGAUUGUUAGAAGACUAUCUUAAAGAAGUUGGAAUUAAUGAAGAGAAGUUUCAAGAAGCCUUUUCAUCUCCUCUUGCAAAGACACACACGUCACAGGCCAUUUUGCAAACUGUGUUGGCAGCAGAGGAUUUUAGACUAUUUAAAACAAUGAUGGUACAGAAGAAUAUUGAAAUGCAAUUGCAAGCUAUUAGGAUCAUCAAGGAAAGAAAUGGUGUGUUACCUGACUGUUUGACCGAGGGUUCUGAUGUAUUCAGUGAAAUUGAACAGGAAGAAAUGAAAAUACUGAGGGAGGUUCUCAGGAAAUCGAAGGAGGAAUACGAAAUAGAGCAAGACAGGAAAAGGACUGAAGAAGCCCGUGGUAAAGUUAAAUCAGCAGACGUCACCUGCAGUUCUCCAGGAGACUCGAGGGGAGCUGUACAGGUGAAGGGGUCCACCGAGGGAGCCCAUCCUGCUCAACAAACUCCAAAAACGCCUUUAGAGGGAUCUCGGGAAUCUGGGAGGGAAGACUUGAAACCGGUCCGUGCGUUCCACAGAGGCCCAGGCAGCUCAGCACGACCAGCCGGCAACAGGGGCACGGAAGAUGCCGGGAAAACGGCACCUGGAAGGGGUUCAGCAAACACAGCACCCAAAACGGGGCUGAAAGGACCUAAUUUCUCAGAACUCGAAGAACAGGAGCUGAAGCAGCGAGAGGACUACCUAAAGAAAAAACGAGACUUGCUGAUGGCUGCAAAGAAAGAGUCGAGAAAUAACGUCCUGGCGCCACCAGCCACGGAGCAGAAGAAGGAGCAAUCGUCUCCUAAAGAGCACUCGGGAGAGCGCCAGGGUUCCAAGGGCUCCCAGGAAAUGUCCGAAGAGAAGCAAAAAUUACUACAGAAGAGGAAAAUGCUGGCAGAAAAACUGAAAGAAGAAGUUAUCAAUAAGCGCUCCUGACAGUACUUCAGGGAAGAGCAGGGGUGGUGGGAACACGGAGUGAGGAGCAAGACGGAGGAGUGAGGAGUGAUGCGGCGGAGGAGGAAGGAGCGACUCACUUCACUCAGCCCCUCGCGGAGCUCGUUUGCGGUCACUGCUCAUCAGGACAAUCUGGCUCCACGGCCCAGGGGAUGCGAUUUUUCAGCCUCAGGUUAGUGAAGGCACGUUGUGCCGCUCCAGCAGCGCACACGGGUAGCGCCGGAGUUCAUCACCGGUACCGACGGCGAGAAAGGACUCAUCGGGAAGAAAAACACGAUGGCCACACAAUGAGCUGGACCAGCAAACGCUUCCUCAGCGCUGGGAGUUGAUGGGGCCUGUGGCCAAAACACGAGUCGUCCCCUUCUGUGCUGCCUGCAAAGGGGACACGUCGGUAACAAGUCACACCCUCCCGGGGGGAAUCGCGUCCACUGGGAUCCAGUUACUUUAAAACUACCUGGAUAACUCAUCUUCAAAAAUAUUCUAAAAUGGCCACAUUAAAAAUUCUGAGUCAAACUUACCACGUACGACAAACCAAACUGAAGCAGUAAUUAUGGAAUUACAGGGUCACAUUUUAAUUCCUGAAUUUUACAGUUCAGCAUUAAUAUCACCACAUGUAUACAAAUGGUGUAAAACAAGUACAGUGGUAUUUUUAAUACAAAAUAAACUUCUAUUUUAUGGAAAAAACUAUACUUCAUAUCUACACAGACAGCCCAUCUUUUUCCAAACAAUAGCUAAAAUUAAAAUUAACUACAAAAGUCUCCAAAACAGAGAAACUGCUUCAGUUUAAACUAUUCCAGGAGAAAUGGACCCAUAACACAUAUUACGAGUGACCGAUGUGGUGGAUCGCAGCUGGUUCCGGAUUUUAACGUGUCUGACGCGUUCAAUUUGUCGUCGGGAAAUCUCCUCGCGCUUCAUCAUGAUCUCAGAUCAUAGGGGCAAGCUCACAUCAAAAUACGUACGGUUCACUCGCUGCUCUUGAAACCAAAACCUGGACUGUUUGCCUCGUUUCACUCACCUAUUUCUGCCGCAGUUUGCUCACCUACUACGUGGAAUGUGCUUUUAUUUUUAAAAAGAAAGCGGCUUUCAUGCUGCUUGUUGCUUCCGCCCCAAAGAGCGCGUUCUGUUAGAGAUCAUUCCAUCUUGGUCCAAAGUGACUUUGGUGUUAAAACGCCGCUAAAUUCAUGGCCCUGAACGACGCAUUAGUGUUUCCUGUCGCCACCUCAGUUACGCGAGGGAAGCGCAGGCAGGAAAGCGCUUUCCUGCUCCGAGCAGACCCAGCGCGCCCAGCACCCAGAAAAGCACCGAAAUUCGCCUUUCCCCCCGCGGGUGCAGGGGGGCCGGGCCCAGCUCCGCUCACACAGGCGGCUGCGGGAGAGCGUGCGGAAGCGAGCGUUCCUCGGCAUGGACGCUACCGCCUGUCUCAUUAAAAAAUAAGCAAAACCAUC